AUCAUGAAGCAAGUAUGGGAUAUUCUCCAGGACUCGACAAUUGUGUCGAAGAGUGGAAAGGACGAACGGUCUCGUUUCUGGGGGGUGUACAAAAGAGUCGCAGAGGAACACGACAGCGAGUUCCUCGAGCGAUACACUACCGACAUGGACAUUGUCUUGAUCUUC
This is a messenger RNA of Suillus fuscotomentosus, 165 nucleotides long. RefSeq lists its product as uncharacterized. NCBI's taxonomy places the organism in Eukaryota, Fungi, Basidiomycota, Agaricomycetes, Boletales, Suillaceae. The annotation marks the transcript as partial. The record is from RefSeq and is a predicted model, not a curated record. The transcript has a single exon.